This is a messenger RNA of Trachemys scripta elegans, 2451 nucleotides long. RefSeq names its product RAB11 family interacting protein 4 (gene RAB11FIP4). The coding region runs from base 30 to 1931 and encodes 633 amino acids. Gene Ontology annotation, cellular component: endocytic vesicle; recycling endosome membrane; cleavage furrow. The transcript is spliced from 15 exons. Gene Ontology annotation, biological process: endocytic recycling; regulation of cytokinesis. The record is from RefSeq and is a predicted model, not a curated record. Lineage: Eukaryota; Metazoa; Chordata; Testudines; Emydidae. Gene Ontology annotation, molecular function: calcium ion binding.
UCGCGCGGGGCCGCCGCUAGGUGCCCGGGAUGGAGCCCGGCGGGCUCGGGGAACAGGCCGACUGGAUGCGGUUCCUGCGGAAGCUCAAGGAGGUCUUCGACGUGUGCGACGAGGAUGCGGACGGCUUCAUCCGGGUGGAGCAUUUCGUCGCCCUGGGGCUGCAGUUCGGCCAAGGGGAUGAGGUGGAAAAAUUGGCUAAAUACUUGGACCCAAAUGACCUGGGAAGAAUCAACUUCAAGGAUUUCUGUCAUGGAGUUUUUGCUAUUAAAGGCUGUGAAGAGUUACUGAAGGAUGUGCUGGCUGUCGAAAACCCUGGGUGUCGGCACUACGAGCCGCAGUAUGUGGAUUACUACUACCAGGGUCGCAAAAUCCAGGACGGUGCCUAUUUGGACGGUGAAAGCGCGUACAGUGAGUCAGAGCUGUUUCCUGAUGAAGACACGAUGACCCUGGCCCAGCAAGAGGUCCACCAUGAGUCCGACAUGGAUAGUGCCAUUGAGAGCGCGCAGAGCUCUGAAGCAUCCGACGUGUGUGGCAGUGAAGAGAAGGACAGCAUGCUCAGUGGACUCUUUCUGCCUGUAGACAAGUCAAGUCCUCACAACCCCUCUGCAGCCUCUGACCUCUCCACCUAUUCCACCGCCUCUCUGAUCAGUAACGAGGAACAAUUUGAAGACUAUGGGGAAGGAGACGAUGUGGAUUAUACUCCCAGCAGUCCAUGCCCUGAUGAUGAGACCAGAACCAACGCCUACUCUGACCUUGGCUCAUCUGUGUCUUCCAGUGCUGGGCAAACGCCAAGGAAAAUGAGGCACAUUUAUAACAGCGAGUUAUUGGAUGUCUACUGCUCACAGUGCUGCAAAAAAAUAAACCUGCUUAAUGACUUGGAAGCGAGGCUGAAAAACUUGAAAGCAAACAGCCCCAACCGAAAAAUCUCAAGCACAGCUUUUGGAAGACAACUCUUCCACAACAGUAACUUCAGCAGCAGCAAUGGCAGCACAGAGGACUUGUUCAGAGACAGCAUAGACUCAUGUGAUAAUGAUAUCACUGAAAAGGUCACUUCUUUAGAAAAAAAGGUGACAGAACUGGAGAACGAUAACAUGACAAAUGGAGACCUGAAGAGCAAACUGAAACAGGAGAACACGCAGCUAGUUCACAGAGUUCAUGAACUAGAAGAACUGUUGAAAGACCAGGAGACAUCAGCUGAACAAAUGCUGGAAGAAGAAAUAAAAAGGCAUAGAGAAGCAUACAGCAAGUAUGAAAAAGAAAAGGGCACUGAAAUUGAACUGCUAAAUACAAGGGUUCAACAGCUUGAAGAAGAAAAUGGUGAACUCAAAACCACCGUCACACGACUGAAAUCACAAACUGAGAAACUAGAUGAGGAGAGGCAACGCAUGUCGGAUAGGUUAGAAGACACCAGUUUGCGGCUGAAGGACGAGAUGGACUUGUACAAAAGGAUGAUGGACAAGCUGCGACAGAACAGACUUGAAUUUAACAAGGAGAGGGAAGCUACUCAGGAGCUCAUUGAGGACUUGCGAAAGGAACUGGAGCAUUUGCAGCUGUACAAACUAGAUUGCGAGCGCCCCGGCCGGGGGAGAAGCUCCUCGUCUAGUGUGAGUGAAUUCAACGCACGAACGAGGGAAGUGGAAAUGGAGCAUGAAAUUAAACGGCUAAAGCAGGAGAAUCAGAAACUUCGUGACCAGAAUGAUGACCUUAAUGGACAGAUCCUAAGUCUUAGUCUUUAUGAAGCUAAGAAUCUCUUUGCAACACAGACAAAAGCCCAAUCACUGGCUGCUGAAAUCGACUCUGCAUCAAGAGAUGAGCUCAUGGAAGCUCUUAAAGAACAGGAGGAGAUAAACUACAGAUUGCGACAGUAUAUGGACAAGAUUAUUUUGGCCAUCCUAGACCACAACCCAUCUAUCCUGGAAAUAAAAAAUUGAAGGACAAAAAAAAGCACUUGCCUGAUAUUUCUGCACAUGCCACUGGAUCUAAACAUCACUCUGAUACUGUAAAUGAUUCUAUAUAUAUCUUAUGUGUGAGUGUGGGUGCGUGGGUAUGUUUAUAUGAUGUCUGGUACACUUAUCUGUGAGUCAUCAAAUUGGCUUGAUUUGGUUUUUUUCAUGCACUUUCAAUAUCUGUGACAAGAUCACUACUGUAUAUUCAUGUAAUAACAGUAUAACUGGAUCACGCUGUUUUAGCUACUGGACAUAAUGACUCUACCUCUGGUUGUAAGGGUGAAAUACAAUGGAAACAUGUGGAUGUCUCCCCUCCCUUUAAGAACAAGAAUUACUCUUUCAUUCUUUCAAAUGAAUGAGGGUACUCCCAAAAAUUCGACGUAUCCAGGUUUGAUUCCUGACUGGUGCUGAAUACAUCACUCUCUAUUGAAUUUAGCUUUGCCAGAGCUUUACUACUGAAACCACAAAGAGGUAAAAAUAAGCCUUUGGCCAAACCUGUACCUUU